GGAAGCCACACCCUGAGGCCUGAGCUUUAUAUGAGUGGGGUAAUCAGGUUAUAGAGCUAUCAGUGAGCGACUCGGAGCAUUGACAAGAGAUUUCUCUCAGAGACGCCGGACACAGACAUGGAGGAGUGCGGGAUCUGUUGCUAUGAGUACGGCCAGGGGAGAGAGGCCCAAGCGCUGAAGGGCUGUGUGCAUGUGAUCUGUGCGAGUUGUCUGCUGCAAAUGGUGGACAAGUCUGGGACCGUCAUGUGUCCUUACUGCCGAGCCAUUUCUGCGUUGCCUAGCGAUCAGUUGGACAGACUCUGCGGUGGGUCAGAGAAGGGGCGGAGCCACACGUGCUGGCUGAAGAGAUUCUUCCACCCGGCAAAGCGUCACCAAGCGAGUCGGGGUCAAGGACACUUGUUGAAUCGGACCACAAUAAGGUCAUUAUUUACAUGAAUUAUGCUGAGUUGUCAGGAAAGGAGAAGAAGAAGAAAGUUGCGGCUGCUGGAAUGGUAGUCUCCCAACUGUGCCGCCAUCUUGGACUUUGGAAGAGCUGCUUUCUGCUCACACAAGGAGGCCUGUACCAAGGACUUUACUAUUUGCCGGCAUUUCAGGAAUAUUCCAGAAACCUCUGCUGCUCCUGGCAACGCAUUGUGAGAUUUUCGAAUUCACAUUCCGUCCAGGUGGAGAUUUAUUUCUGUGAGAAUGUUUUUUACAGAAUGGUGCAAUUAUGGUACAACAGCAGUUGUGACUCACCCAGUCCCGUCUGUUUAUGUGUGUUAUAUACACUUGUUAUGUUUGCUUCCUAAAUAGCUGUAAUUAAUAUUAUUUUUUUAUUUAAUAUUUUGUAAUUACAUAAUUGGGUAAUGGUCACGUGUAUUGUCUAUUUAUUUUAUUUGCGUUUGUUUUGGU
Molecule: messenger RNA, 891 nt
Organism: Xenopus laevis (African clawed frog)
Lineage: Eukaryota; Metazoa; Chordata; Amphibia; Anura; Pipidae
Product: E3 ubiquitin-protein ligase RNF182-like
Exons: 2
Coding region: 118-435 (105 amino acids)
Source: RefSeq, a predicted model, not a curated record